Diorhabda sublineata is the source of this 1842-nucleotide messenger RNA. Its product is annotated as toll-like receptor 4. Gene Ontology annotation, molecular function: protein binding. The record is from RefSeq and is a predicted model, not a curated record. Bases 188 to 1714 code for a protein of 508 amino acids. The transcript is spliced from 2 exons. Lineage: Eukaryota; Metazoa; Arthropoda; Insecta; Coleoptera; Chrysomelidae.
AUGCAAAUAUUAUUAACAUAAAGAAAAAACAACGAUAACGGUCAGUUAGUUAUUAAUCGUAUACAUAAACUCAUCAUAAGUAGUUCCCUUAUCGUAAUUUAGUGCGUUCUUCCUAUUUUGAUAACCCACACUGUGAAUAGUUGGACUGAAAACUGAAUUUUAGUUUUUUUCCAUUGAUUCAGAAGACAUGUUGAAAACUAACAUGAUAAAAGAAAUCUGCAUUCUAUUGAUAGUAACGACCCUGGUGAAAAAGACGGUACCAGCCUUAGUAGGACAGAGCGACAUACCAAAAUGCUCCUACGGAGACAGGGGAUCCCUAACUGCGACAUGCAUUAAUGCUUAUCCAAACUACUUCAGAAGCACUACUUAUAGAUUCGAUCAGCUAGAUGAAACUGUAUUGUGCUUAAACUGCACUCUAACAACUAUAGAUACCGGCAAUUUCGACAUAUCAGGCAAUCAAAUAAGAAACUUGUGGUUAAAUAACAGUCGCAUCGAAAGGAUCAGUCCAAAAGGAUUUAUGGGAUUGAUAUUUUUAGAAAGAUUAUAUUUAAGUUAUAAUAAAAUCAAAUCAAUCGUUCCGACCACUUUUUCGGGGGUGAAAAAAAUCAAAUAUAUAGAUUUAUCCCAUAAUGAAAUAGAGCUAUUGGUAAACGACGGGUUUCUUGAAUUACAUAGUUUAGAAGAACUAAACUUGGAAAGUAACUUGAUUCAAACUAUAUCUGUAAGCGCAUUCAACGGUUUAACGAUUAUAAAAACAAUUAAUCUCAGAGAUAAUAGAAUAAGAGACGUAAAUGGAGUUUUCGGCAAUAUGACCUCAUUAAAUAUACUUAAUUUGCAAUAUAAUCGUAUAACUACGUUAAAAGGAGACGAAUUUUUGAAUUUAACUGGAUUGAUGGAAUUGAAUUUAGCUAACAACAAUUUAAAGGAUGUCGUAUUGGAAUUGGAGCCUAACAAUGUAUUAAAAAACCUCUACUUACAGAAUAAUAUUAUAGAAGUCUUGGCAGCUAAAUUCUUGAAAGGAUUACACAACUUAGAAAACCUUGAUUUGAGCAACAAUCUUAUAUUUGAUAUAAGUAUAAGAACAUGGGAGAAGUUAUUUCAGUUACGUCGGCUUAACGUAUCAUACAACCAUAUCGGAUUAUUGCAAACCGGAACUUUCGCAGGAUUACCUCAAUUGGAGUUAUUAAAUUGUUCUCAUAAUAAUAUAACAGAAAUUAAAAUCACUGGAGUGUUUUCGUUGCACAGUUUACAUGCGCUUGACGUUUCAUAUAAUCAAUUAAUCGAUUUCGAUUACGUUGGAUUGAUCUCCAGGCUUCCGAGGCUCUCAUUUCUAAACCUAGAAGAUAAUAAGCUACCUUGUCCUUUGGAAGACGAAAUGGCUAGGUAUUUCGAAGAAGAUAAUUUCAAAUAUAUUCUGUAUAACGAAAAAGUUGGAUCCUUUAAAUGCGUGGACGUGCCGACGAAAAGUUCUCUAAAAAAUAUUACCGAACCGUUGAUUGCUACGGCUGAAUAUAUGCCAUCUAGAAUAUCCGGAGCUGAAGUUACUAUUAUUGUAUUGAUGUGUGUUGUGUUUGUGUGUAUAGGAUUCUUGUUUUAUAUGCAGUAUCGUACUUACCAAGAUAUGUAUUCAAACCGACCUAGUAGAGCUGUGUCAUCCGCUCGAUUGGUAUCUUCCGAAAUCGACAACGGCGACGACAGUUAUUUGCAAGGAUAAAACAAAUUCGUUUGGACUUAUAUUAGAAAUUUGUGAUACAAUUUGUUUGUGAAAAAUGAAAUUAAUAAAUAUUUUAUUUUUUUUUAUCUUACUUGCUUAGUAAAUAAACAAAUCCCGUCAUUUUUUAU